Messenger RNA from Vitrella brassicaformis, 2370 nucleotides. The record is from the annotation of a GenBank genome assembly. Lineage: Eukaryota; Vitrellaceae.
CGUCAGGAAGGCUCUGUCUGUGCCAGAUGUUCGUCGCUUCCGAGUCAAGGACCGGCCUCCACCUGCUGACGCUGCUGUGUUGUCUCGUUGUCAUCGGUCUGGUCCGAUACGCUCUGUCUGCUGAAGGGAGGAAGGUGAGCCAGCGACAGAGGUAUGUCUGUUGAUUGAUUGCAUGUGAACCUAAACUAUCUCUCUUGCUUGUUGUGUGUCUGCCUGUCUGUCUGCCUGGGCAGGUGUUGGUCAAGGUGCUGAAGUGGCUUGACGAACUGUGGCCUCGAGUGCUGGUUUUCUGUGGACUCGAGUGGAUCCUCGGAGACCUCCUCACGCUCAAGACGCCUGAGGAAGCCAGCCAGACGGCCGCGCGGCUCAGAGAGGAGAUCGACCACAUCCAGGUGGAGCUUGGUGUCCCCCAGGUGGCUGUCGGUGCAUCGUCCUGUCGGUAUCGUCUGGGCAGCCGAGUGCUGAUGGUGUCGGACGGCGAAGCCAGGAAGGGCAGGCACUUGUGGGUGAAGGCCUCGUGUCCAAGCUGGAGCCGACUGCGGGAGGGACGAGGGUGUUCAUGCGGGAGGAGGGCGGCACAGAGGAGUUCAAGAUAGUCGUGCCCAACGCAACAUCACACUUCCACGAGCUUGCCAACGUCGAAGCAGUAAGCAGACACACACGAGCAAGCUGGCGGGCGGUUGGGAUGUCCUCUUGACGAGGAUCUUGUGCUGUUGGUUCGCAGGUGUGCGAUGGCUUCAAAUGGGUUGGCCGUAAGGUGGCCCAGCAGCAGAGCCUCGACGGACAGAAGGUACACACCUGCACAGCAUCGAUCGCUGACAUGAAUCCAUCCUCCUCGACUCACGUGUCGCCUCUUUUUGGUUGCUUGCGCAGAGCGGCGAGCCCUUCUGUCUGUUCAACGCCAUGGUCGAUCGCCUCGGGCCUCAUGAAGUGGCGGCUCUGUCGGGAGACUUUACGGACCUUCUGGGCGUGGAGGUCUCCGCUCUCUUCGCUGCCUGCAAGACACUCGACUUGGCCACCAACAUCACCAAACAGAUAAAGAAACGCAUCGACCAGCUGCUGCGCGACCAACACAUCGACGGAUGGCUGACGUAUGAGCACGAUGACAACACCAACAACACCACCUGUGGUGGGUGUUGGUCAAGGGCGGGCAGUGGGCGGCGAAUGAGCCCAUUCUGCGCCUGGCCAGGAGCAGUGGCCUCCUGGCCUCCCUCCCACUCAUCAUCACAUCGGCUGACGUGCGGCUGGCGACGGCCGACAAGACCCUCUACCUCAGCCGCCCAGAGGCCAUCCGCCAGUACAGCCUCUACAGCCACCAACUGGGCGACAGGAUGCACCUGACGCGCAAUGCCAACCGCCGGCAGGACGAGCUGGCCGGGUGGCAGGUGACGGUUCACACACAGCAGACGGUGCCGGCCAGGUAUCGAGAUCGAUUCAAUCCGGCCGACCCCCCGUGCCGACGUGAGAGAGGGGAGGGCAAAGCACCACAGGACAGGCCAUUUGACAUGGAUGGAUGGAUGGUGUCUGCCGCUGUGUGUCUGUCUGUGCCUGCAGACCAGGAUUUCGACUACGGCAGCUUCCGUGAGUCGGUCGUCGAGAGGUAUGCAGCCACUCCUUAAACGGGAGAACACAACACAGCAAUGUGUCGGGUGCUGUACGUUCCCUCCUGCUCUUUCAGGAUGGCAUGGCUGUCGUUGCCUCGAGUGUCGGGUCAGGACUGCUGUCCGUCCUCUGCUGAGUAUCAUCGCAUCUGUGCCCUGAUGGCCCAGCAGCCGCCCCUGUGGGACGGCUGCCGCACCAUCGACUACGGCAUCUACCGCACCUACCGACUCGUCAUACUGUGUGGCGAGGAGGAUGGCGACGACUUCGCGGCGUGCAUCAAGAUGGACAAGUUGAGUUACGGGUCGGCAUCUAUCUCCAUCCACACCACCGAGGCGCCCCAGCAGGGCGUCAGUGGUCCUGCUGCCUUCCUCGGACAGUUCACAUCGCCCACAACAAGAUGGACGACGCUGUGCGGCUACUGCCGAACAUCCGACAGAAGAGCCAACGCUCUGGUCCGUUGGACACACGAGGGGCGGGAGAAUCCAUGUAGUUUUUUCGGCUCAUUGUAUUGUGUGCUCUCUUUCCCUCUCUGUGUGAUGGGUGUUGCUGUGUCAGGUAUGUGAGCCGUGUGGCUCUGGUGGUGUGAUUGACACGUGUGUGUUGAGGAUGGGGGCGGCUGACAUUAAGUGUCUGUCUUCCAGGGACAGACAGAUGGAUGGAUGGAUGGUAGGCCCUUGCUGCGUUUGCUGCAGUAUCACUGUUUACAGACACUCCGCUUACUGUAAAAGCCGAUGUUCGUUAAUUGGUGGGUUGGUGGUGUGUGUGGAG